CAAGGAGUUUGAGGUCCUUUGCCAGGGGAAAGGGGCUUUUUUAACCCUUCCUCUCACAACAAUCCCCAUAAAGAGGAAAGAAGAAAAAGAAUCACAUAUUAUCAUCAAUCACUACUCAAAGUUCUCAGAGGCCUCAAAUGGGUGCCCUUAAAGUUACAGUUCUCUAUUUGAUUCUACUGCUAACAACCAAGGUCAUUUCCAAGGAGGAAGAAUGGAUGUCAGCUACUGCAACAUAUACCAAAGAAGCAGACGAAUCAAUCAUCAGAGGAGGAGCUUGUGGUUAUGGGGAUAUUCACAAGGCGAGCUAUGGGAAGUACAGUGCUGGACUUAGUACCAAGUUAUUCAACAAAGGGAGUACCUGUGGAGGUUGCUUUGAACUCAGAUGUGUUGACCACAUCUUGUGGUGUCUCCAAGGGAGCCCCUCUGUCAUCCUCACUGCCACAGAUUUCUGUCCACCGAAUUACGGGCUUUCAGCGGAUUACGGUGGCUGGUGCAAUUUUCCCAAGGAACACUUUGAGAUGUCUGAGGCAGCGUUUGCUGAAAUUGCAGAGAGAAAAGCAGACACUGUGCCGGUUCAGUAUAAGAGGGUAAAGUGUGAAAGAAGGGGUGGGAUAAGAUUCACAAUGAGUGGGAGCGCUCACUUCUGUCAGGUCCUGAUUACCAAUGUGGGAUUGGAUGGUGAAGUAGUAGGAGUGAAAGUGAAGGGCCCCAAAACAGGGUGGAUACCCAUGGCGAGAAACUGGGGACAAAACUGGCAGUGCAAUAUCAACCUUAUCGGACAGCCACUUUCUUUUGAGGUAACUGCCAGUAGCGGCAGGACACUUGCAUCUUACAGUGUUGCUCCAGCAAAUUGGCAGUUUGGUCAGACGUAUGAAGGAAAACAGUUCAAGUAAUGAAACGAUCUUUGAGAUUUUUAUAUAGGGAAAGAUGGCGUAGAUAACUUCCCCUAUCAGCCAUUGCUGAAAACUUUAAGAUCUAUAUUGAAGAGGUGUUCAAGUUCGCACUAACAAGAUAGUGUGAAAGCGAGAACAUCUCCAGAUUUGCCAUUGAAGCGGCAUAAUAGUCAAAAGAGAAGAAAAAGUGUAGAAAAAGGUUGAAGAAACAGGAAUAGAAGGUCCCAGUUUUGUCACUUUAUAAUAUAGUUGCUAGAGAGCAUAAUUUUCUAUGCAAUGUAUGAUUAUUUAAAAGCAACGUUAUAUAUAAA
This is a messenger RNA of Theobroma umbraticum, 1204 nucleotides long. It is a transcript of the gene EXPA20, whose product is annotated as expansin A20. Gene Ontology annotation, cellular component: extracellular region. NCBI's taxonomy places the organism in Eukaryota, Viridiplantae, Streptophyta, Magnoliopsida, Malvales, Malvaceae. Gene Ontology annotation, biological process: plant-type cell wall organization. The record is from RefSeq and is a predicted model, not a curated record.